AUGGGAAAUGUAGACCAUGACCUAGAAGAAUUCUUAUAUGAUGCAAGUGAACCUGCUAUGGUUGAGUCAAAUGAGUUGGAGAGGUAUAUUGCAGAACCACUUCUGAAAAUUGUUGAUGAGUUUGACAUCUUAGCAUGGUGGAAAAACAAGAGAGAACAAUAUCCUAUCCUUUCACAAAUUGUUCGGGAUGUAAUGGCCAUACAGGUAUCAACAGUAGCAUCUGAGUCUGCUUUUAGUGCUGCUGGUCGUGUUGUUUAUCCCUAUCGUAGUCAUCUUGAUCCUUUGAUGGUACACGCAUUAAUUUGCACAAAGGAUUGGGUUGCUGCAACAAGAAAAGAUUCUAAAAUGGUUGGAUCAAUUGUGAGUGAUCUUGAGGUUGAGGCUUUGGCUAAUGUUGUGGCUAAACUGAAAAUUGAGGAAAAGGACAAGUAG
Miscanthus lutarioriparius is the source of this 432-nucleotide messenger RNA. NCBI's taxonomy places the organism in Eukaryota, Viridiplantae, Streptophyta, Magnoliopsida, Poales, Poaceae. The record is from the annotation of a GenBank genome assembly.